Andrographis paniculata is the source of this 991-nucleotide messenger RNA. Its product is annotated as probable carboxylesterase 9. Gene Ontology annotation, molecular function: hydrolase activity. Bases 44 to 991 code for a protein of 315 amino acids. The record is from RefSeq and is a predicted model, not a curated record. The transcript has a single exon. NCBI's taxonomy places the organism in Eukaryota, Viridiplantae, Streptophyta, Magnoliopsida, Lamiales, Acanthaceae.
UAUACGUAUAAUUUAUACGUAGAAAAUAAGAAAAUAAAAAAAAAUGCAGUCGAAAUUCGAUCCGUACGAGCACCUCAACGUGGCCCUAAACAAGGACGGUACACUCACGCGCCACCGCAAGCUCCCCCAAUCGCCGGCGACCGGCGAGUCCGCCGUCGGCCACGCCGUCCUCAGCAAAGACGUCACCCUCAACGCCGACAAGAAAACGUGGAUGCGAAUCUACCGCCCCGCCAAGCUGCAGGUCCCGGGACCCAAGCUCCCGAUCAUAAUCUACUUCCACCCCGGGAGCUGGAUCCAGAUGAGCAUCGCCGACACGCUCCUCCACGACAACUGCAACCGCAUCUCCGCCGAGGUCUCCGCCGUCCUCGUCGCCGUCGAAUUCCGCCUCGCGCCGGAGCACCGUCUCCCGGCGCAGUACGACGACGCGCUCGACGCCGUCGCCUGGGUCCGGGACCAGGCCGGCGCCGGCGCCGGCGAUAAGUGGAUCAAAGAUAUCGGCGACGUGCGGCGGUGCUACCUCUACGGCGUCAGCUGCGGCGCCAACAUUGCCUACAACGCCGCCCUGCGGUUGGCGGAGAUGCGGCCGCCGGCGGUGAGGCUGGCGGGAACGAUUUUGAACCAGCCGUUUUUUGGCGGGAAGAAGAGGACGAAGAGCGAGUUGAAAUUGGCGGCGGACCCGUUUUUUCCGCUGCCGGUUCAGGAUCUGUUCUGGGAGCUGGCGCUGCCGGUCGGGGCGGACCGGGACCACCGGUUCUGCAACCCGUUUGUGGAGGCGGCGGGUAGGGAGAAGGUUCGGAACCUGGGCCGGUGUUUGGUGAUCGGGUUCGGCGGCGACCCGCUGAUAGACCGGCAGCAGGAAUUCGUGCAGAAGCUGGUGGAGAGAGGGGUGCAGGUGGAGGGGCGUUUUGAUGACGUGGGCUUUCAUGGGAUUGAUAUGACGCAGAAUAAGUGGGCCAAUGCUAUUCUUAAUUUAAUCAAAGAGUUCGUUUGA